Molecule: messenger RNA, 5061 nt
Organism: Fonsecaea erecta
Lineage: Eukaryota; Fungi; Ascomycota; Eurotiomycetes; Chaetothyriales; Herpotrichiellaceae
Exons: 2
Coding region: 1-5061 (1686 amino acids)
Biological process (GO): regulation of ARF protein signal transduction
Molecular function (GO): guanyl-nucleotide exchange factor activity
Source: RefSeq, a predicted model, not a curated record
AUGGCCGCCGUCAAUGAUAUUGAGCGCAGCGACGAUGUACGCCGUCCCAGUGUCGCGAUACCUCAGCCUUUUCCCUCACAAGCACAGACAAUGACACCGACCGCGCUUGAUGUGGUCUUUGACCCAACACCAGCAAUUGCGAUAGAUCCAAUUGCUCUCAUUACUCAGGAAUGCAUAACGAUCACGUCUGCCAUGCGGAAACAUGCCCGCUGGGCACAGUCUUCAGUGUCUGCCAUUCUGGGUGGAGGCGCCACAAGAUUGCAAGAGAAGGACUUUCUACGCUCCUCCUCGCAAAGUCGCAGGAGCGGUAAAGGACCUGUGAUACUCGACCCUGGCAUGGCCAGGCUGAACGUCCCCAACACCUCAGACGACGAAAACUCCAGCUUGGCUAGUCGAUGGGGGCUGCGAGGUCGAAAGGGCAAGAGCAUGCAGGAUAACCCCUUGCUGACUGCCUUUGCGCGUCUCAGAAGAGACCUGGCCGGCUGUCGAGAUGUGGCUGCCGUGGAUGCCCCCGAGUUGUUACACCCUUUCCUACAGGUCAUACGCAGUUCCUCCACGAGCGCCGCGAUUACUAGUCUGGCGGUGAUAUCAAUCACGAAGUUCUUUGCGUACAACAUUAUCACGGUUCGGUCACCACGAAUCUCUCAGGGUAUGCACCUUCUUAGUGCGGCCAUCACCCACUGCCGGUUCGAAGCUAGUGACACGGCGGCGGAUGAGGUCGUCCUCCUGCGCAUUCUGAGGCUCAUGGAGUUGAUCAUAUCCAGGCCAGAAGGCCAGCUGCUGGGUGACGAGAGUAUCUGCGAGAUGAUGAGCACGGGUUUAAGCAUGUGUUGCCAGUCACGGCUGUCAGAGGUUCUCAGAAGGUCUGCUGAGAUGGCCAUGGUCACUAUGUGUCAGGUGGUGUUUAGCAGACUGAAGUCCUUGAAGGUGGAAGAGAUACCGAAGUCACGGAGUCGGUCGAACACGAGAACGACUUUGCUGAGUGCUGCCGAAGAAUUGAAGAUCGAACCGCCCAUGACGGGCAGCGUCAUGGGAAAUAGUGAACCGGAGAGACCGAGUGUUGACGUCGACGGACGAUCCAGUGUCGACGACGGCACUGGAUCCAAGCUUUCCAAAGAUCCGCAAAAUACCACCGCACCGGCAAAGGAAGAUGAGUUCGAUGAUGUGGAGCCUUACGCCCUACCGUCAAUCAAAGAGCUCUUCCGCGUUCUAAUCGACCUUCUUGACCCACACGACAGAACACAUACGGACGCAAUGCGAAUCAUGGCCCUCAGAAUUAUUGAUGUUGCUCUUGAAGUUUCUGGGCCCUCGAUUGCGAAACAGCCUGUUCUGGCAGCACUAGUCCAGGAUGACCUUUGCCGCCAUUUAUUCCAGCUCGUUCGAUCGGACAACAUGGUCCUUCUGAACAGCUCUCUACGUGUCGCUGGCACAUUGCUGGCUACAUGUCGACAGCUGCUUAAGCUGCAGCAAGAGCUGUUCCUUUCGUACUUGGUGGCUUGUUUGCAUCCCCGUGUGGAUAUUCCGCAAGAACCAGGAAUCGAUCCGUCGCUGUAUGAGGGUGUGCCUCAGUCUCCUAAAUUGGUGAAACCAGCACCAUCGCAGCCAAGCAGUGGUCGGUCCACCCCGGUGCCGAUCAAAGACAGGCAAAAGCUGGGUCUAGAAGGCGGUACUAGAAGGCCCGAAGCCAGGGAAGCAAUGGUUGAAAGUAUUGGCACCUUGAUUCGCAUCCCGGGUUUCAUGGUGGAGCUCUUCCUCAAUUAUGACUGCGAAGUGGAUCGGCAGGACCUCUGUGAAGAUAUGGUUGGGCUUCUUUCGCGAAAUGCUUUCCCAGAUUCCGCUACUUGGAGCACGACAAAUGUGCCACCGCUGUGUCUGGACUCGCUGCUGAGUUUUGUCCAGUUCAUUGCCGAGCGACUUGAUCAUGAAAUGCCAGCAUGGGCGCCUGAGCGGAUAGACAAGUUGCGUUUGCAACGAACAAGGAAGAAGAUCAUCAAAAGUGGUGCGUCCAAAUUCAACGACGAUCCGAAAGCAGGUGUGGCAUAUUUGGUCAGGAACAGCAUUAUAGAAAACCCAGAUGAUCCUGUACAGGUGGCUCAGUUUUUGAAAGGCACCUCUCGUGUCUCUAAAAGGGUUCUAGGGGAGUUUUUGACCAAGAAGUCAAAUGAACCGCUGCUGAUAGCCUUCAUCGGGUUAUUUGAUUUCGAAGACAAACGCAUUGACGAGGCUCUUCGGGAAGUCUUGGGAUCUUUCCGCCUUCCUGGUGAAGCUGCACUUAUCGAACGAAUCGUCAAUAAUUUCACCGAGAAGUACUGCAGGACGGUCGCCUCCGAGGAGAUUGCAGACAAGGAUGCUGCUUUUGUCCUCGCUUAUGCGAUUAUCAUGCUGAACACCGAUCUCUACAAUCCUAACGUCGCGAAGACACAAAAGCGAAUGUCUUAUGAGGACUUUGCGCGAAACCUUCGAGGCGUUAACGCAGGCAAGGACUUUUCCCCAGAGCUACUGCAGGAUAUUUACGAAGCCAUCAAAGAGAACGAGAUCAUUCUCCCGGAUGAGCACGAAAACAAACAUGCCUUUGAAUACGCUUGGAAGGAGCUUUUGCUGAAGACGCACAACGCUGGAUCUCUGGAACUGUGUAACUCCAACGCCUUCGAUGCAGAAAUGUUCAAGGCUGCUUGGAAGCCAAUAGUGGCGACUCUGUGUUACGUAUUCAUGUCGGCUUCCGAUGAUGCCGUUUUCUCCCGAGUCGUGGUUGGUUUCGAUCAGUGCGCGCAGAUCGCGGCAAAAUAUGGGAUCACUGAAGCGUUUGAUCGCAUUAUCUACAGCGUCAGUCAUAUCAGCGGGCUGGCGGCAGAAGUCCCUCCAAGCACUUCCUUGAACACGGAAGUUCAAGUUGGGAAGAAGAGGAUCAUGGUCAGUGAAAUGGCCGUGAGGCUUGGGCGAGACUUUCGCGCCCAGUUAUCGACCGUAUUACUAUUCAGAAUAUUGCAGGGUCAUGAAGAUGCCGUUGGGGAGACUUGGAUUUACGUCGUACGUAUCUUGAGGAACCUGUUUGUCAACUCUCUCAUCACAUUGCCAAAGUUCGAGCAAAAUAGAUUUCACAGCCUUGGCCCGAUACCUUUACAACCACCAUCACAAGUCAUCGACCGAGAUGGUCGACUCAGCGACAGCGGCAUCUUCUCAACGUUUACCUCCUACCUCUCAAGUUAUGCCGCCGACGAUCCCCCGGAGCCUUCGGAAGAAGAACUGGAGAACACACUUUCAUGUGUCGACUGUGUGAAGGCAUGUCGACCUGAUACUGUCCUGCAGCAUGUGGCCUCGCUACCCGCUUCCCAAAUCAAGAGGGUCGUGUCCGCUCUGCUGUCGCAGAUGGAAGAAAUGUCCCCGGUCGUGACCGUCAAGCCUGAACGCCCUAUCCCUGUUACUGUGAGGGUCAAUGGCCACCGCAUGCCGAAAGCUGGACCGGAGUAUGAUCCUGGCUCGGUGUUUUUACUCGAGCUGGCGACGCUGCUCACCUUGAGAGACGAGGAAACGAUUGCUGCAGCCGGAGAGCAACUUACCGGCUCGCUACAGAAUGCAGUCAGAGAUGCUGCAAAUCUCCAUCCUCUUGCAGCGUCUAGAGUCGUGCAUUACCUUCUUGAAUUAUUGCGGUAUAGCUACACCCACGACUUCAUGCGUGCCCCCGUCGUUCUACACGCGAUUUCAAGCUUCGACGACGCUGUGCUCGACCGAACCGCCUCCACCGUAAUCCAAGGACUCUCUAAUGCUAUUGGUUCUCCUUCUGCCCUACGCAAUGAGAUCACGAAAUCCCCCGAUUUCUGGUCGACAUUGCAGCGUCUACAUCAGCACAAGACAGAAGCAGAGCAUGUUUUCGACAUUUUGACGCUCCUUUCUACUCCGUCUCCGAGCAAGGCACCAGACCAGCAAGCGCUGACCGCAGAUAACUUCGAAUCAGCCAUUUCCCUUGCCAAUGACUUUGCGUCUGCUGGCUCGAUCGGCUCCAUCCAAGAAAAGCGCCGUGACUUUGCUGCGAAACACGGUCGGCAAGCCAAGCCUGCAAAACCGGAAGACAUUGUGGUCGUUCAGCGGGCGAACAAAGCCAUUGGGCUGAUCUAUCAGCUGACUGGUCGUGUCACAGGUUUGAUCGACCAAAGUCAUCUGGAGAGGAAUGAAGCUUGGGCUGCGUAUUGGAGUCCGAUCUUUCGAGCCCUGUGCUCGCAGUGUGUUAACCCGUGUCGUGAAGUAAGACAUCGUGCGUUGUCUGCGUUGCAGCGCACGUUGCUCUCCGAGAUGGUGGCAGAUGAGAAAGGUGCUGGAAAGGACCAACAUCCCGCAUGGACAGCAAUAUUCGAUGAGGUAUUGUUUCCGCUUACGCUUAGGUUGCUGAAGCCCGAGAUAUACCAGUUGGAUCCGCCUGGAAUGAACGAAACACGAGCGCAGAUGGGUGGCUUACUGUGCAAAGUCUUUCUCAGGUAUCUCGACAGACUGAACGACAUCCCACUUCUUCCUCGGAGCGAAGAUGAUGAGGAAGGGGAUGACGAGGAAGGGGAAACCGAGCAAGGUGACGAAGAGCAGCAGAAGACUACCGCCACGGCAAAGGGCCAAGGCGGCGGCAACAAAAUGACCGACGUCUGGAUCAAGACCCUUGAACUUCUCGAUCGUCUGAUGAACGCCGGCACCGUGGUUGAACAGCAAGGCGACGCACUUGCUGAGGCUGUCCGUGAGGGAGUGAAAAAUACGCUACUCGUCAUGGAUGGGGCGGGUUACCUUGGUCGCACGGAACAGGCUGCCGGGAUAAGCCAAUCUCCCCGCAGCCCGCGUGCUCUGGACGACAAUGGGCAGAUUCAAAUCUGGCCCGAGACGGUGAGGCGCUUGGAUAGGUUCCUACCGGGUCUGGUGCAGGAGCUGUUCCCUCCGGAACACGAACCUGAGCCUGAACAUACUCCUGCGGCUACUACUUCUGGUAGCGGCGGCGGCGAAGACGAGAAUCGUAAACCAGGGCAGCAGCAGCAGCGUGUCAGCAUUGGGUCACGACCGCAGACGAGAGAUGGCGAAAAGAGAUGA